Molecule: messenger RNA, 7757 nt
Organism: Anguilla rostrata (American eel)
Lineage: Eukaryota; Metazoa; Chordata; Actinopteri; Anguilliformes; Anguillidae
Product: CUE domain-containing protein 1-like
Exons: 14
Coding region: 718-1968 (416 amino acids)
Molecular function (GO): ubiquitin binding
Source: RefSeq, a predicted model, not a curated record
GGCGUCCCUUUGUCUGGAACGGGUCUUCCUCAAUCUCGGUCCAUCCGCUUGGGCCGUAUAUACUCUACCGCUUUCGGCUGUAUUACUCCAUUCUGUCCGCUAGGAAGCUGUCUGGCUCUUUGUUUUGCUGCGAGUUGUACCGUAAUAUCUGACCAACAGAUAUUUUUCUGCAUCUACUCUGUUUAAACACUUGCCUUGCUGAAUCGCUAGCAGGCUAGUACCGUUGUAUCCAGUGUUUUUCUAUAGUCUAUGGUUCCAUCCCAACUUGGUCUCCAAGCCUGGACCAUACCUCUACACCGGCAGACUAUCGUGACAAGUUGCGCGUCAAUAACGAUCGUGCGGUUACGGUGUUGAAAAUAGGAAUGUUGUGUCUUUUCGGAGAGGUGCUGGCUCGCUGUCUGGUUUGGUGCUGAAGAUGGCGGCCCAGGCCUGAGUCUCGCGCAGGUGCGACCGGCACCGGGGCUCCAGACGCCGCGCGGCGUCGGAUGCGGGAGAGGGACGGGGACGGACGCAGCCCGCCAUGCGACCGUGAUCCUGACCUCCAAUGGACUGACCAGGGCGGGCGUCGCCCAGAGAGGGAAGGAUCAGAGCAGAGAGAGAGAGAGAGAGAGAGAGAGAAGGAGAGAGAGAGGGGACCACAGCCUGACCGGCGUCUCCCACGCGGCGUUGGCAGCGAGGAGGAGGGGCGUGGCCGGCCGCGCGGACGCUCCGCGGAGGAUGACCAGCCUGUUCCGGCGCAGCAGCAGCAGCGGCGGGGGCUCCAGGGGCGGGCCCUCGCCCGGCCCCGCCCCUAGCCCCGCCCCCGGCCCAGGCCCCGCCCCCGGCCCCACCCCCACCCCUGCAGGCGGCGAUGGCGGCGGCGGCGGGGGCGAGCUGAACAACAGCCGGCCGGCCCGGCAGGUGCGGCGCCUGGAGUUCAACCAGGCCAUGGACGACUUCAAGACCAUGUUCCCCGGCAUGGACUACGAGGUCAUCGAGUGCGUGCUGCGCUCCAACAGCGGCGCGGUGGACGCCACCAUCGACCAGCUGCUGCAGAUGAGCGUGGAGGGCCAGGGCUCCGACGACAGCUCCGACUCCGACGACAGCAUCCCGCCGGAGAUCCUGGAGCGGACGCUGGAACCGGACAGCUCUGACGAGGAGCCUCCGCCCGUCUACUCCCCGCCCACCUACGACAUGCACAUCUACGACAGGAAGUACCUGGAGGCUCCGCCCACUCCACCUCCCCGGUUCGAGGCCCAGCCCCCGCCGGGACACCGGCAGGUCAGCAGCUACCGGAACUGGAACCCGCCGUUGCUGGGCAACCUGCCGGACGACUUCCUGAGAAUUCUGCCCCAGCAACUGGACAGCAUACAGACGUCCCAGACCAGUGUCUCCCAGCCUUCCUCCUCCUCCUCUUCCUCGCUGUCCUCUGUGCCCCAGAGGGUGGGGUCUGAGGGCGGGGCUGGGUCUGUGGGCGGGGCUACGGAGCAGGAGAGGAAGCUGAAGCAGUACCUGGAGGACGAGCGAAUCGCCCUCUUCCUGCAGAACGAGGAGUUUAUGAGAGAACUGCAGCGCAACAGAGAGUUCCUCACCGCCCUGGAGAGAGAUCGGCUGAAAUACGAGUCAAAGAAAUCCCGGUCCAACCAUUCAUCCGCUAGCACGGAGAGCUCCACAGCAGGGGAGCAGUGUAUCGCGGGCUCAUUGGAAGCUGGCACUGCUGUCUCAGAUGACGCCCUGUUCAGAGACAAACUCAAGCACAUGGGCAAAUCCACCAGGAAGAAGCUGUUCGAGAUCGCCAGGGGGUUCUCGGAGAAGACGAAGAGGAGGAAGACGAAGAGGAGAACGCUCCUGAGGCACCAGUCCCUGGGCACUGCUGCGUCCACCGCCAACCUGCUGGACGACGUGGAGGGAAAUCCAUGUGAGGAAGAGGGCCAGCUUAGGAGACCAGCCACACAGGAAGAGGUGGAGCCCCAAAAGGAAGAAUCAUGAUCGGGCCUGGACGCACCACUUCAGGGUUUCCACGGCAACGACAAAUACAUCCCGCCCCUCCACCCGCCGUGACUGGUGGCUCGGCCGCUCUUUGACCCCUCCUCCUCUCACCCGGACCAGCCAAUCCCUGCACCCCCUCAAACUGCGCCACGCCCACUGAGGAGGUGGCCUCAACAGAACUAUGUCCUCCUCCUAACUUUGGGCCUGUGACGGUUUUUUUAUUACCAUUAUAACCAUUAUAAUUAUCUGUUUAUUUUUGAUUGCUUAGAAUCAGAACACAAAUGCAGUCUUUGUGUCCCUUUUUAUCUUUUUUUUGCCCUGAAAUUUCUAUUGAGAAGAAGAAAAAAAAAUUGAAUUAUGAUGAUUAAUUUUCCUUAUGAAUUGAUUGUGUCUUGCUAGUAUCUUUUUUGUGUGGUUCAGGCAAUGUCUGGUCUGACCAGUGUCUACAGAUCAGACGUGCUGGAGCACUGGGGACUUUUUCUGAGUUAUUCCAUGAUCUGGCAACCCGUGAGCAGCCAUUUUUGGAGUCUCCUGGGGGACAGAGACUUGAACACUUUCCCAGGAGCCUCUGCUUCAUGGCACAGGUCCCGCUGCUGGCUUUUACAUCAGGAUUCGGAAUGCAGGAUGACCUUUGACCCUCAAAGUGCUCCUCGGCUUAUGGGAGAACCGGCCACAUGCCAAAAAUCCCCCCCUUCCUCCCCACCUCUCAUCCUCUCGCAGGAAAUUGGACAGGAAGUUGGAGAAAGCCGGUGAACCCAUGCUUGGACAGCUUAAAGCUCCUCCUUAUUUGACCGCCCCAGAGGAUCACGGUCUGCGGUGUUGCUUGCUGGCUGCGGCCCCGUCUCCGGGUGUGUGCAUCACUGGGGCAAAAACCGAUAUCAAACAAGAUGGCAGCUGCUGUGAAGAACCAGAGCCUCCGCAACCACCCACUGGGCCACAGCAGAGAAUGAGGCGGCUUUUAGGAAGACCAAAUGUGAGCCCUGCUCUCGCUUUAGUUAGGCCCUGCUCUCGCUUUAGUUAGGCCCUGCUCUUGCUUUAGUUAGGCCCUGCUCUUGCUUUAUUUAGGCCCUGCUCUUGCUUUAUUUAGGCCCUGCUCUUGCUUUAGUUAGGCCCUGGUGUUGUUAGGCCCUGCUCUCGCUUUAUUUAGGCCCUGCUCUCGCUUUAUUUAGGCCCUGCUCUUUCUUUAGUUAGGCCCUGCUCUUUCUUUAGUUAGGCCCUGCUUUUGGUUUAUUUAGGCCCUGCUCUUUCUUUAGUUAGGCCCUACUCUCGCUUUAUUUAGGCCCUGCUCUUGGUUUAGUUAGGCCCUGCUCUCACUUUAGUUAGGCCCUGCUCUCGCUUUAUUUAGGCCCUGCUCUCGCUUUAGUUAGGCCCUGGUUUAGUUAGGCCCUACUCUUGGUUUAGUUAGGCCCUGCUCUCGCUUUAGUUAGGCCCUGCUCUCGCUUUAGUUAGGCCCUGCUCUCGCUUUAGUUAGGCCCUACUCUUGGUUUAGUUAGGCCCUGGUGUUAGGCCCUACUCUUGGUUUAGUUAGGCCCUGGUGUUAGGCCCUACUCUUGGUUUAGUUAGGCCCUGCUCUUGGUUUAGUUAGGCCCUGCUCUCGCUUUAGUUAGGCCCUGCUCUUGGUUUAGUUAGGCCCUGCUCUCGGUUUAGUUAGGCCCUGCUCUUGUUAGGCCCUACUCUUGGUUUAGUUAGGCCCUGGUUUAGUUAGGCCCUACUCUUGGUUUAGUUAGGCCCUGCUCUCGGUUUAGUUAGGCCCUGCUCUCGGUUUAGUUAGGCCCUGGUUAAGUUAGGCCCUGCUCUCGGUUUAGUUAGGCCCUGGUUAAGUUAGGCCCUGCUCUCGCUUUAUUUAGGCCCUACACUUGCUUUAGUUAGGCCUUGGUGUUGUUAGGUCCUGCUCUCCGUUUUGUUAGGCCCUGGUUUAGUUAGGCUCUGCUCUCACUUUAGUUAAGCCCUGUUCUCGCUUUAUUUAGGCCCUACUCUUGCUUUAGUUAGGCCCUGGUGUUGUUAGGUCCUGCUCUCGGUUUAGUUAGGCUCUGGUUUUGUUAGGUCCUGCUCUCGGUUUUGCUAGGCCCUGCUCUUGGUUUUUAAGCUUGUUUUGAUCAGACUGCGGUUGUGGCCCAGCCUGGUUUCUCAGCAGGGCUCACACCACACAAGCAUCUCCACGCUGGAACGCUCCUACGCAGAGGAAUGAGAGGAACAGGAAGUGUCCUGCCCCUCAACGCUCAACUGCCAUAUCUAAAAACUUCCCUAAGUGUUAUUAUUAUUAUUAUUAUUAUAAAUUGUCAAAACAUUAUUAUUGUUAUUGAUGGCUCUAAAAAUAAUAAUAAUAAUAGCAGUUCAGUUAUAACUGCGUGACAUGAAAGGAGUGUCCACCUAGGUAGAAAACAGUAUUCUUUUUAUGGUAUUAAUGUUCUUAUUGUUAAUUAUUAGAGAUAUUUGAUAGAGAAGAUCCAGUAAUAUUUACCAGUAAUUGAUGGCUGUGUGUUUGUAUCUUGUGAAAUGGAAAAUGGGGAGGGGAGUGGGGGGGGCGGGUGGAAGAUAAGGAAGGGGAGGAGGCCUCUGUUCGGAGAUGAUGUGGAUUGUAAGGAAACCUGCGGUUCGAUGGCUCAGUAAAAUCGCAGAGGGUCACGAUCGAAGUAACAAAUUAAAGUUUUGAGUGGAAACUUUUAGCUUGUAGCCAUGUUUGAAUGGUAUCUGCCUACUGUCUCCCCCAGUCCCUUUGAUUUUAAAACAGUUAUUAAAAAGGUCACCCGUGCACCCAUGCACAACCCCACCCCCCCAUUUUCAAUAUCUGGUUAUUACUUUGAUACUUUGAACGCCACGUGUACAGUUUGGGUCUCAACCAGGUGUGGCAAUGGUGGUUUGAAUUGAAACCGGAGUCGUCUCUGAUUUGAGUCUCUGAGUCAGCACAGGUGUUGCUGUAAUGCACCUGCUGGCCCACUUAAACAUUCAAAUCCACAGAUUCUCUGUCUCUUAUGCACAAGCAGGUCAGCUUCGCACACCUGCCGUUCUAGCACGAGCACUAGGGGCGGAAUCGGUCGGUUCUAAGCACGAGAUCUUUCAGUGUCCUUUCAGUUCAUCUAAGAUUCAGUACCAAAGGUUAGUUAACAAGGGGUUCCUUGUCAUGUAACUGAUGUUAUGUAGCUACCUAAUUCGACGGCGUUGCCACUGGCUUCCUCUAAUACAGGAACAGACCUCUGGCUGCAUUUUUUACGCUUUCAGCGAGUGGAGUCACAGAUUCUCUUCAUUCUCUAGAUUGUGAGCUUUUUUUGUAAGAAAAUGGUUCGCUUUUUGGCAUCUUGUGGGUAUUCUUGAAGGGACAUGAUCAGGGACAAAACCACUGUCAGCGAAAGUCCUGUCCUUGGGCACGCUCGUCAUGAGUCUUCAUAAAUUGUCAUUUUCGCUGGAAACUCCUGCUGCAAAAUUAAACCAACCUCACGGGGCAAAGAAAACACAGUAGCAUAAGAAAUGCUGGAGGAACACGGGAGUGGAUCCACUGGUUACUGUAUGGAAUCUGUGGUGGAGCUGGCUUGCUUCAAUUAAGAUAUAAUCAGAAUUUUUCUAGAACCUCCCUUGCUGUUUUGAGCCUAAUUUAAUUGAUUAGGCUACAGGCCAGUUAUAUAUUGUGAGGUUUUGCUCAUGAAAUUCGUAUCUGCUCUGGAGUCCCCCUAAUUCAUGUCACUGAGAUGCCUGUCAGAGGACAGUUGCAUGCUUUACCGUGUCUGCUGCGCCGAGGAUUUGAGGUUAUAUGGUUUUCCAGUGUACCAAUCAAAAUUAAACGAAGACCUUGACAAGGGCCCAUGCAGGAUGGUGAACUGAACUCUGCUUGGAUCCUCUAGAAUACUGUAGCCAGCGUGUCCUAGAAGAAGAACGCGCGUGAUCAUGCUCCUUUUUAUAAUAUGGGUCACGAAGUUUUACCGCUCCGCUUUUUUAUUUAUUACAUUUUUUUUAGUGCUGGUGGGGGAGGGGGACGGGAGAGAGAGAAAUAAAAAAAAAAAGCUUAGUUUGGUUAAAGUUUUUCAUCAGUGGCCGGCGCUGAGCUGAAAAUGGGUGGGCGGAAAAGUUAAACUGAUUAUCGGUCUCGUCCAGUUUCCAUUAAUUUUCCUUGAUUAAAAAAUGUGCCAGAGAUGCAAAUAAAAUAUUACUCGUCUAAGUAGCCCAAUUGAGAACUGUCUACAUCUGAUGGUAUUGAGUAUGAGUAUGAGUGGUGAACUAAUUGCUGUAUUGACAAACUGAAUUGAUGAAUGAUCAGUUAUAAAGGGACGUUUUCUGCCCCGCCUAUUUUCAUCUCAACAGCUACCACCGCUGUUGACGUUCAACUGCAGAGAGGAGCGCGUGCAUAUUUGCGCAAUAUUCGGGAAAAUUCAGGCCUGCUUGAAUUUUUUAAAGAUGCCAUUUUUUUAAAUGGUAAAAUGGGGAGUCAAAUUUGAUUUUAUAUUGUCAUGGAGAACAUGCCACUUCACUCUGGAUAUACACAUGAUACCAAUACGCAGUUAAUCCUCUCAGGGAACAGACUACCCUACGCGCUGUUCAAACUCGCUCCUAGACUGCCAUGUAGCUACAAGCACAAGUGAAAUGGCCAAUAAUAUUCCAGAAACCGUUUUCUACGUUCAAAAACAGUGUAGAAUGAUUACACGUUGGGUAUCCCAGUACCGUAGCCUACGCUUGAUAACUCGCAAUGGGUCAGUUGCAGGGUGCUUAGCUGGAGUUUGAACCUGGAUGCCACAGGACUGUAAUAAAACGGGACUAGCCCACCGCUAUUUCAAAGAUGUGGAUAGCUGUUCCAGUUACAGUGCAGCUCUGUGGUAUAUCGGUUUAAAUCUGCAAAUUGAACAAAUGAGUUUACCGUUGUUUUCAUAGGGUCCUGGUAGAUGCGAACAAAACGCAGGACAGCAGGGCCCAUCUGAAGUUGAAAAAAACCCUGUCACUCAGUCGAAGGUUAUUGCACCUGCGCUAAACGUAGUUACCGAGGAACAGUAGCCUACGAUGUUCUUAGUUGCAGCUGUUUGUGUUACUCAUCUUAAACUCUUCUCCCUUGUUCAAAAUCCUUAAUGCAGUAACAGGCCUUUCACUACCGUUCAGUGUUGGCCUAGAGCAAAUGGUAAACGCUUUCUUUACAUGUCAGUGUGAUUGAAAUAGUAAAAUAGGUCACUUAUAACCGCUUAAAACACAUGCUAUAAAAGUUUAUAAUAGGCCUACACACGUGGAAUGGAUGGUAACCCUAUAAGAAUGUUCGCUGUAUUUUCAGGUAAGAAUGUAUUAUAAACUUUAAAGGCAUUAUGGAUUGCGGUUAGUGCGUAACAUUGACUGAGCGUAUAUUUAUUGAAUGACAGGUCGUAUCCAAAACACGUUUAUAUGCAAGUUUAAACCUUUAACCAGGGAUACUCAAACCUGGCCCUCGAGGUCUGUAGUAGGCUAGCCUUCUGUCGGGUUUCAAGGGACUCUAAUCAGGGCCGAUUUAAACCUGGGACAUCAGGUGAGGUAAGCAAAUUCUCUGGCCGAUCCAUCGACCACUUAACUAUGGGUUGAGAAAGAAAAGCAACAGUACGACUGGCCUCGAGGACCAGAUUUGAGUAUCCCUGCCUUAAACACUUAAGUGGUUUUUAUGCAUUAUUUUUAUUUUUAUUUUAUUUUUUGGAGGUUAAUGAUGAGGACUUUCAAGAUAUUUUCCGCAACGUUUCUUACCCUACAGAAAUGUUUAUUAGCGAUUUAAAUAAAUUGUGUUGUACCCUUUCUAACGUUUUGGGCUUUUGUUAUUCCAAAUGAUAUUAAACGAUCUCAUCUGUGGCGUU